This is a messenger RNA of Ipomoea nil (Japanese morning glory), 2223 nucleotides long. RefSeq names its product protein FAR1-RELATED SEQUENCE 5-like. The transcript has 6 exons. The record is from RefSeq and is a predicted model, not a curated record. Gene Ontology annotation, biological process: regulation of DNA-templated transcription. The coding region runs from base 1 to 2223 and encodes 740 amino acids. Gene Ontology annotation, molecular function: zinc ion binding. Lineage: Eukaryota; Viridiplantae; Streptophyta; Magnoliopsida; Solanales; Convolvulaceae.
AUGGAAGAAUUCGAUCGAGUUCCAAUUGACAUUCAAUCUAUCAACAACCCCAGUUUGAGUCCCAGCAUCAGCAGCAAUGGUCAUACAUUGACCAUAUCUCCUGGAAUGACACAAUAUUGGACUCCUCACUGUGAAUAUGAAAUCCAACCAGCAGUAGACAUGAUUUUUAAAACAUCGGAUGCUGGUAUUGAAUUCUACAAACAUUAUGAUUCCAAAGUUGGGUUUGACACGAGGUCUAGUUCUGUCGUUACAGCACGUGACGGGACAAAAAUUCAAAAGCAAAUCCUUUGCGACAGAGAAGGAUUUAAGAAUACAGGAGCUCAACAUUGUCACUCACAGUCAAGUGCAGAUGCAGGGGAAGGUCCUUCCCGUCCAAAGCGGCGAAGGGUUUCAAACAGAACUGGUUGUAGAGCUAGGAUUAUGUUUAAGUACAUUGGAGCAGCUGGGUACCAAGUUACAACUUUUAUUGAAAAACAUAAUCACAGCAUGUCUUCGGUUCUGGCAAGACAGUUUCUAAAGGGAAAUAGAAACAUCUCCAGUGUUCACCAGAAGUUUAUACUCGAUUGUGCUAAAGCAAAUAUUGGAGCAACAAAAUCACAUGGUUUAUACAGUCAGAUUGUGGGGGAUUACUUUGAAGUUGGAGCAAAUGUAGUGGACUUUAAAAAUGUCAAAAGGGAUCUUAGAGCAUACAUAUUGGGAGCUGAUGCUCAAAUACUGGUGCAUAAUCUUAUUAAGAAACAAGAGAUGUGCCCUGCAUUUGCUUUUGACUACGAAGUUGAUGAAGAUGAGCAGAUGAGCAGACUGUUUUGGGCAGAUCCAAUGUCAAAAAAGAAUUUUGCUGUAGUUGGAGAUGUUGUCUCUUUUGAUGCCACGUACUCAACAAACAGGUACGAUCUGGCAAUGGGUAUGGAACCAAGAAUAAUUGUCACCGAUCAAGAUCCAGCUAUGAAAGUGGCGAUUCCAACAGUUUUCAAGCAAGCCAGGCAUCGUUAUUGCAUGUGGCACAUCAUGUGUAAAGUUGGGGAAAAGGUGGGUCCUACGCUGAACAAGGAUGAGGAAUUCAGGAACAAACUGAACUCAAUCGUUUGGACGUCAUCUUUGGAACCUCCUGAUUUUGAGAAGCAGUGGAGAGAGCUCAUGGAAAAAACAACUUCUCGUUCCGAAAGUGAGAACUACACGUACAGCCGUUUUACUGGUCCCCAAUCAAGCCUAGUUGAAUUCAUGAUGAACUUUGACAGUGCUCUUAAAUCACAACGUAACACAAAUGCAAAGCUCAACAGUGACAACAAAGGCUACAAUCCAGAUAUGAAGACGCCUCUGGGGAUUGAAAAGCACGCUUCAAUCGUCUACACCAUUACUGUUUUCUAUCAAGUUCAGGAUGAAAUAUGUGCCUCCUGUUUCAAAUGUAUGGUGUUGAGUGUUAGAGAAGACGGUGGAAUGUUGCACUAUGAUAUUAUGGAUGGAAAGAACAAAAGAUUUACUGUGGUGCACAAUGUAAAUGACCAUGAGGCCAAAUGCAGUUGCAAGAUGUUUGAGAUGGUUGGACUGUUGUGUAGACACAUAUUUGUGGUCUUUAGAGACCUUGAAAGGAUCCCUCUGAAGUACGUGGUUAAUCAGUGGACUAAGGAUGCAUCUUUAAAAGCUACAUUUGAAAUAGAUGGUGUCAUUUAUGAUCAGAAUGGACCAAAGGAUGAAAUGAAGAUGUUGCUGAACAAAGUGUGGUUUGAUAUACACUGCUGUAUGGAUCUGGCAGGUUCAAACAUGGAGCAAUUGACUGCAUUUUCCCAAGUGAUUAAUGAACAGAAACAGCUGCUACUGUCAGGAAAGGAGAAAUUGUCCCCUCAGCACAGUAGGAGAACUGUUAUAGAAUCAUAUUGUGGAUCAACAGAAAUUUCAGAGAUCAACAUACUUCCACCGAAACAGGCAAGGAACAAGGGCAGCGGCAAGCGCAUCAAAAGCAGCAAGGAGUUGGCAAUGGAAAAACAAGAGAGCAGGAAGUGCAAUUUUUAUGGUGUUAGAGGAGAUCACCAUGACACCAGGACUUGCCCACUUAACCCCAAGAAUAAGGACAAGCAAAAGGGUAAGAAAAAGUACUUUGAAGACAUCUCUUCUGGUUCCGGCAGCAUCCGACACAUCACCAGCCACUCGCAAAUGCUCAACUCUCAGCCUUUGGAUGUUGUUUGGAAACUAGAUGAUGAGCUUGAAGCUGAGAAUGACAAAUGA